Molecule: messenger RNA, 10888 nt
Organism: Pecten maximus
Lineage: Eukaryota; Metazoa; Mollusca; Bivalvia; Pectinida; Pectinidae
Exons: 7
Coding region: 1337-4423 (1028 amino acids)
Biological process (GO): regulation of transcription by RNA polymerase II; anatomical structure development
Molecular function (GO): DNA-binding transcription factor activity, RNA polymerase II-specific; RNA polymerase II cis-regulatory region sequence-specific DNA binding
Source: RefSeq, a predicted model, not a curated record
UGCUCAAAGAAACGGUUAAUGCCAAAACAGAAAAUGGCAAUAUACUGUAACAUUUAUGUGUCACCUUUAAUUUACAGACAGGUGAGUUACUUGAACCUCACAUCUGCUUAUAGAUAGUUAGAAACUGUAUCGCUUUUGGCCAGCUUUAAGUGGAUUAUUAAUUAGACUGGGGGACCAACAUUUCGAAGGAAUAUGUGAAUUUAAAAAUUAUAUUGUGUGGGAGGCAUGGAAGGAUGUAGAUGUACUUGAUUGACCUCUACAGCAAGUACAAAGAUAAACGGCAUUAGGAUGUAGUGAUGGAUACCUGUCACUGUGGAUAGAAUUUACUCUGUACCAAGUACAUGUGGUGGCGGCUUGGAUGGAGAGACUGCCUGGAAAAAAAAACAGGAACGAGACUGAAACCUAUGAAUAAGAUUUACAUAGACGUGAUUUCAAAGUUUGAUGUGUGCAGUAGGAAAGAUAGACAGACUGAGAGACAAACGAAGAGAAAAAGUGAGACAGGAUUAGUAUUGACAUGUAAAUCAGGCAGGCUAACCAGCCAGGCGUGGCGGCUAGAGAACCAAUACUAUCAGCCACACACACCAAUUUCCAGUCCAACGGUUUUUCCGAUUUGUUGGAGCUGAAAGCUGAAUCUAUGCCAGACCUGGUUAUUUAUAUUUCCACAAGCAAGUGAAGCAUAACAGUGUGUUAGGAGCAGGCUAACACACACCGAGCUUUUCUCUCAGCAGCCCUCCAGUGUGUUGAUGGAGGACAGCUGAUCGGUGAAGGUGAACACUACACUGUGAUUUCUUCACCCACAAAGAUUUAGUUUUAUUCCACGGUGUAUGUGUAAUACAAGUGUUAUUUUAUUUAGCGAGGAACCCCGUUAUUUACUGUCAGAAUUUAACCACCCUUUAUUAACUUGUGAUACGGAUUGCUGGUUUCCCAGUGUUAGACUCUUGUACCUGAUUACAUGGACAUUGUAUGUUCAUGCACGGACUGACGUGAUAUCAGGACUAAAUAUCACGUACAGAGGAUAACAACGCAUCACAUCUGAUAUAUUAAUUAGCAGAAUUUUACUGUGCUGGUACAUAGCAACCGAGUGUGACCGGUCAGAGCACACCUGAGCCAACACUAAGGUGAACAUCUAGACCACUAUACCAGAACACCCGAGAUCUGGACCACUGAACCGGAACACCUAUACCAUGGAGCGGAACAUCAUUUAGCAUGGCUGUGACAGUGAAUACACUACAUGAAAGGCUCUACAAAACCUUAUUACAGUAACUGGAGUGUGAAUGUGGGCAGUGUCUAACCAGUAGUAGUCCAGGCUUCAUCGUGGCUGUCUCAUGUAUCCAAAAUGACCGCACAGGUCCUAACUGUCCAGGUCAAGAAGGAAAUAAUGGACAGUGGUGCUGACAAGACAGACCAGUCAAAGUCCACCACUGCCCUCGACAUAGCGUCGAAGACCUCUGGCGACGGUAGCCGUGGUAACGCCAUUGAAGUUGCAAUAAAUGGUGAGGGUGACCAGAAGAAUGAAACUAAGGCUACGGAUGGGGAUAAAGUUGUGGUUCCCACAGUUACAAUGGUGCAGGGUAGCCAGGUGACGGAUGUAAAUGCAGAGCAGUUACAGCGAUUAAUUCAACAACAGUACCUAGUGAAUCUGAUUCAGUUCCAACAGUCCAUGUUUCAGGGCCAAGCAGCCCUACAGCAGCAUCACCAGAGUCUCCUUACUGCCCUCGAUGGCAAGGGCAAAGAAGGGGAGACAACUGUGGAAGCACCUGCUGCUCACCAGCAGGUGUCGCCUGGCAUCACCAUGGUAAAAGACGGACAAAAGCGAACUGUGGAAGGACUGAGUGCAGAAAUUGGGUCGGAUGUGGAUGCCAUGGAGUUUGAUGACAGUAUGUUUAUAGAGGAAGAGUUGGAUGAGAAUGGGAAGCCUAAGAAGGUGGACGGACGGAUAAGACACACAGGUCUGUCUAUAGUUGGUGGUCGCAACAUUAACCAAUAUGGGCGAGAGUUCACCAAUGGACGUCCUUUGCCGGAUCACCUGAGAGUACAGAUUCUGCAGCUGGCUCUUCAGGGCAUUAGACCCUGUGAGAUAAGUCGCCAACUGCAAGUGUCACAUGGCUGUGUUAGCAAGAUCUUAAACAGAUAUAGGAAGACCGGCAGUAUCAACCCUGGUCAGAUUGGAGGAAGUAAACCAAAGGUCACGACCCCUGGGGUGGUCAGCAGGGUCCGGCAGUACAAGAUAGAAAACCCACAGAUGUUUGCCUGGGAAAUACGGCAAAAGUUGUUAAGUGAUGGAAUUUGCAAUGAAAAAAACAUCCCUUCAAUAAGUUCAAUCAACCGAAUCAUCCGUGACAAAGCUAUUUUACAGCGCAGGUCACUAGAUCUGGCCGGAUUUCCAGACUCAGAAGAUACUACUGAUAUGGAUGACUUGCCCCUUGACACAGAAGGCAUACAGAAGUACAUGUUGUCUGUCCCACACUUACAUGCUGCAGCAGCUCAGAUGCAACCAGUGGCUGCAACAACGGCGUCCUCAGGAGCAGGUCCCAUAGAUACCACCUGUACCAUUAUACCUGUCCAGGCUGUUACCUUGGAUGCGAACCAGACCAUCAUGGUGCCAGCGAUGUCGGGGGUAGGGCAACAAAUGAUGUUGACCCAGACACCUCUCUCACUGUCUCAAUCUCCUCCUCAAGUCCUUACUCAGUCCCCAACCUCCCAGAAUGACAAACCCUCGCCAAAGGAAAAACUCUCACCGAAGUCAAAGGGUCAAGGUCAGACUGGAGGGGUUGUGGAAGGUGAGGCACAUAUUAUAUCAGUUGAGGAUGGAAACUCAGAUGAGCUUAACAGAAGUGGAGGAAGUACUGGCUCUAAUGGCAAGUCUGAUGUUUCCAGGCACAAUAGUCUGCAGGCUGUCAUCUCUCACCUUAUUUCCACGCAAACGGCGGCCAUGAUGAAGGAGGGGGAGAGUCUGGAUGAGACAGAUGCUGCUACAAAGUCCAUACAGAUGGUUCCCGGGGCAGUUGGUUCACAAUCUCCAGAGCUGCCACGCACCUCGGCUCCCUCUAGUGUCAGUCCUACAAUGCCAUCACAGAGAAGUCCACAAACCAAAGUAUCAAGAGGUCGUUCACGUGUAUCUAGUCGCAGUGAAGCCAAUUCCUCUUGUAGCUCCUCCCCAACAGGUGUAACAAGAACCACACCAGGACAGAAGUCGCGUACCAACAGGGAGGCGGCUGGUAGGAUCCCAGUCAAUGGGAAUGUUGUGUUCAAUUCAAAUCCAAAUCCAGUUGGAUUUGACAAGUUUGGUGCCAUAUACUAUGAUUAUAACUUGCCAGAUAGGGGCUUAGGGGGAGGUGCACCAGUUCCCACAAGACCUGCUGCCCCACAGGGAGCAGCAGCAGCAGCAGCAGUAGCAGCACCUGGGGCGCAACCAACCACUAAUGUGGUUAAUUUGGUGCCAGCCAUGUGGCACUACCCUCAGUCCCCUGCCCAGCUGUCCGUUACCAGUCCCAACCCUUCAGAGCGAAGUGGACCCUCCCCUCUAGACCUAUCAGCUGCUCAUCCCAGGGAUAUGCCAAAGUUAAAAGAAGAGCCAAAGGAUGUUGAGAAAGUGGAAACCCGACCGACUGGUGAAGUUGUUGCUACAAAACCUCCACAGCUGGAGAAGGAACACAUUCUGCCUGUAGACAAUACUUCUCCAACAAUGUCUCAAAACACUAGUGUAAAGAUGUCGCCAGAAACACAACAGGUUUUAUCGGAACAGCAGACGCCAUCUGGGUCUCCGACGAGUUCGGUUGAUAAACAUCAAUUAUCCAACAAACAAAGACUGUUAUACGAACAGAACAUGCUCAUAUUCGGUGAAAAGGAAGUGGAAAUUAUUUCUGUUGGGAAUAAUAAGUGGAUUGUGAGAAAUGAGAAAGAAUUAUAUACGGUUGUGAACAAAGGGAGUGAGGAAGUGGCCAGAGGAACGAACAGUACAGAAUUGUCCCAAGGUCAAAAGGCCACUAACUAUACAUAUGUCACUUCAGUGGAAAACACAGACAAAAUAGUUGAUAGCACUCAAGAUGUUGUAAUGGUUACAGCUUGUAUGCCAACUUCGUCUCAGACUACUGUCAUUGGUCAGCAAAGCUCUUCGCCAAACAAGCGUCAACAGGAGGGUGACGGUGGAAGCCACGGAAACGACACCCACAAAAUUCCUAAACUGUCUAACGGAGAUGUUCAUAGGCAGAUUGCUGGUGCUACAGAGGUGAGCUAUCCUCCUUCAGUUGGGGUUGUGAAUGUGCCACUAUUGAACGGUGGACAGCCUAAUCAGUCAUCCAUAUCCCAGAAUUCCACACUAGUUCUGAGUGAAUCUAUUAAUAGCUCAAAUCCUCAUAACUCCAUUGGAGAAGCAGAUGACAAGGGAUUCCCUGUCCUGCAACAGAUGCUGAAGCCAGCAUAGACUAAAUGAAAUUGAUGCUGUCAAUUUCUUAGAAAUAUUCCCUACGUCCAAAGCUUAAAGACUGUUCAGCGUGUCAUCAUUGAUUUAGUGUGUUGGUGUAUACAUAUCCCUAAUGAACCUCAUUGACUCGAAAAAGUUCCCAUGAAAAUACAAAACUUAUACUAUUUGUCUAGAAUCUUGUGUGUAAUGAAAUCCAGUUUGAUGCUUAUCAUGAUUAGUGAUAAUAUGUAAAAUUCAAAUUUCUGCAAUAUUGUUUUGAACGUUGAUGUAGCUGUAGUAUCUUGUUAUAAAUGUUUUGAAUAUUUUUAAUCUGAAUUUAUUGCCAUCUUUAGUAAUCUGGCAUUUUACUGUUAUAGCCUUGUGUUAGCCCAGAUACAUUUUUUUCAUAUAUAUUUAUCAACUUGUCAAAUGGUAUGAAAUGUUUUAGAUGAAUAUCCUUUUAAGUUCCUCUAAGACUCUCAAAUUUUACAAUAUUUUUAUGUCUGCCACAUAAGUUGUCAUCACCCUGUCUGUCGGCUUUCAUAUUGUCAGCAGAAUAUCAAUUUGAUUACUUCAUGGAUUUUGACAAAACUCCAUAUAAAGUUUCAGAGCCAAGUUGAAUUAAUGUAGGUCAAUAAAAUUACAAUGUAUAGUACACAUACUUCGAUGAUUUGCAUGAAGUUCUUGAACCAAGUUAAUUUCAAAGUAGAAUUGAAUUUUGGAAAUUUGAAUUAGGUCACUGUCACUAUUUUAAGAACUUAAAAUGCUUUAAAGGUUGUUGCUAUUUUCAAAAUCUUAAAUAUAUUGUCAAUUUUACUUGUGUGAAUUGAAAACUGGACUGUAAACUCUUGCUGAAGUAUCAAGUCAUGUACUGCAAAAGUAGGUCGCCAUUACUAUUUUUAGAAAACUUCAAAUAAAAUCUUGUCUGCAAUUUCAAGUGCAAAUUACUUCAAAAAUUAUGCAUUUAUGGGAUAUCUCUUGUAUUUCUUGAUAAAAACACCUUGUAUUUGUUGAAUAAAUUUUACAUCUAUGUUUGUGGUAGGAAUAUUACAUAUUGUUUGAAAUGAUAGAUUUUUAACACCAGCAUGAUAUGCCAAAAUCUCCAAAACACUUAUGAUUCAGGCUAAAAAUAAAUUACACAGUUUAUCCAAGGACGAUAUGCAUGGCCUGUGACAAGGAAUUGGACUUAGAUAAAGUAUCUAAUAUUGUUAUACAAUUGUUUUACUGUGUUUAAUAGAACUAUUCCUUUGUCAACAAAGAUUACAUUUUCAAUCCCAAUAUUUUAUUUUUGUUACUGGAGUUCUAUACCUUGCAGCAUUAUUAGUUAUAGCUAUGCAUUAUUUUUGAUCACAAAGCACUAAUGUUUGCAUAUUGACCAACAGGCCAGUAUAUAUAUAUAUACUACACCAUUCUUAACUGCUAAAUAGUUUCUGUAAUAGUAACUAAAUUAUGUAGUUCAAAGCCAAAUUUAUUUCCCCAAAACCACAAUCUAAAAAAAAACAACAAAAAAACUUAUUGAAUUAUUAAAAUAAGAUCAAAUUAUAUUUCAACGUUGAAUUUCUUGACACAGCUUUUAUAGAUAUAUUUGCAUUUAGAUUCCUAUGGUCAAUAUCAAAUCCAUGUUACUGACACUGAAAGUGGAAAGAGGUACAAUUUUCCGUAGAACUGUAUAGAGAUACUUUCAGAUUAGUGUGCAGAUGUGUUCCCAGAUAUUAUAUUAGUAAUUUGUUACCAAGGUAUGAUUUGCUUUACAAGAUUUUACUCUAAUUUUAUCUUGUUUAUAUUUUUAAUUAAGUUAUUUGAGUACAGAAAGAUUGUUGCAUUUGUUAUGAAAUCCCAGGUUGUUUUUCCUACAGCUUUGUUUUGUUAGCGUUGUCACCAUGACUACCAUGGAGAUGUAGAAAUUUAUAGAUAUAUAAAUAUAUAUAUAUAUAUACAAACAUACACAUAUACACAUAUUAUCCUUUGCUUUGACAAUCAUUUGAAUUCCAUUUACUUUGUGUCUACUGUAGAGAUGUUUCAUUAAAUAAGAUAGUUAUUAGUAAGAGAGUUAUCCCCCUUGUUAGAUCCAAGUGUUAUUGAACUAUACCAGAAAGGCACAAAUAUAAAAUAUUCUUGCUCAUUUGCUAAAUCUUUUCAUAUAAAAUCCAGCAUUUGUAUAAUUUAUUUUGCCUUCUGUAGUGAGUUUAAACAUUUUCAUUCAAGAGGAUUUUCAGCUAAUAGUCUUAUUUCAACAGACUUUUCCUGUAGGUUUUUUGUCAUGCUUAAACAUUUCCAAUAGGAGUGAUCAUUUUAGACCUUUUUAUAACUAUGGGCUGAUUUUGCCCGUGAAUGCCUAAGUCACUGAUAAUAGAACUAGGAAUUUGAUAAGUUAAAUUCUUUUUCACCAACUUUUGAUUGGUCCAAGGGAAACAACUCUACCACAAAACACUAAAACACAAGAUAUUGUUACCACAUAUAGUCUGACCAGAAUGACCUGUUGUGUUGACCUUUUCGUGGAAUAUUCAAAGUAGGUGAUCCUAUUUGUGCAAAAUGUGUCAACCUGCUAAUUGAUGUUAUGGUGCAUCAAGUACAUAACAAAAGUGUACACGUAGGGCAACUUGGCUGUAGAAUGGUCUGUUCAAUACGAUAUUGCAUAUUGUAGCCAAAUUAUUCACAAAUUAACAUACCAGUACAAGCAACUUCGGGCGACUAAUAGUGAACAGCUGAAGGCCUUGCAAAAAAUGUGCAAUAUGAUUAAGCCUGGUCUCUGUAAUACUCUCAAUGUUCCUAUACACCACGUAAAAUGAAAAAUAAAUUAACUGAUGCGGUUGUUAAUUAUUACUGGGUAUGUAUUAAAUAGCAUUGGAUAGUUAAGCUUAUCAAACAUAUUAUAGAUGUUUUGAUUAUCAAAAUUUGUAAAACCCAAUGUUUUCUGUCAUGGGAAUAUCUCUUGAAAUACUGUCUGAUAUGUCAAUAUAGUUUUAGGUUUUAGUCGAAUAGUCAAGUUGCCAGAAGUAUGAUAUUAAUUGAAUGUGGAAUUGAAAAGAAAAAAAAUGCAAAAAUAUCUUAAUAUGGGAAAUAUACUUCAUGGGAUUUGAAACUGUCACAAGUACUUUGGUAAUGUACCAAUUAGCCCAUACAACUAAUUUAUCUAUGUAAAUGGUGUCUAAUACAUCAUUUUAAACUGUUGCAUAUCCCUAUAUGAUUAUUGAAUCAUGAGUAAUCAAUAUACUUAUCAAAAUUCAAUAUGACAGGUCAUUGUGGUAGGACUAUACCAGGUAACUUGAUUCACAAGAUGUUGGAAGUUAAAUUCAACUUCAAAUUAAGUUAUGUAUUGUUUUACUUAAAAUGCAAGUAAAUAUUUUAUUUAUUAUUUAGUAAAUAAAAACACAUUUUCUAGAUACUUUUUACACUCAAAGCAAAGCCAAAUACUUUCUAUUGGAAAAAACAAAAGAUUUUUGUUGAAUUAUUUUUAUUAAAUCAGCAUUACUUGCACUUAUAGAACUAUUGUAACAUAUAUAUUGUUUGAAUAAAUAAAUAUGUAAACAGUUGCACUGAUUGAAUAAUUCCAGAUCAUACAUGUAUUAUACAAUUCAGUUUUAUGUUGUUGGUUUUAUUUUUAUGAAUUGAAACUAUUAUUGUUGUGACUAUGGCAUGGGCAAACUUUUAUUCAAUUUGACAAGACAUUGCCAAAAAAGACAGAGAAAAAAAAGUAUAAGUGACACUUUAUUGUCAAGUUGUUAAAAAAUUGUGAUAUAGUAAUGAUACAUUAGAGUGAGAAGUUCACAAUACUGCCAUAGUAUGGUUUUUGUGUACUAACCAGACGACACAACAAAAAUGUAUGUAAAUGUUGACCGUAGUGAAGCUUCUCAAGAUUUUGUGAGAAAAUUUCAGUUAAUGUACUUGAAGCAGAAACUGAUAAGCUUAUAUAUAGUUACACUGAACAUCCUUGAGCUGAGAUAGACACUUUGAUGAAAUUUGAAAUACAUUAUGUACAAUGAAAUUUAGAUAUUUUUAUGAUGUGUGGAUUAGGUGCUUUUCUUUGAAAUCCUCAAUUUUGAAAAUUUGCGAUAUCUAUGAUUAGAAGGGAUAUCAUGUUUAUUAGUUUUGGACAAAAGUUGAUUUUUAAGGUAAUAAUUUCAUGGGAUAGUAGUCAAUCAAGAAAUUCCAUUUUCCUCCUUGUUUUCGUUAGCUUUUAUACAGGAGGUUUGGAAAGAAGUUGUCAAAAUGAUCAUGUAGAAAUUAUUUGCUUGUUUUGUGAAUCUGCAUGCUUUUAAUGUUUCUGUGGAUACACAAAGAGUUUACUUUUAUUUAUUUGUUGUGUUAAGAAAUAUGAAUUGUAUUCCAACAAAAGUUUGCAGAGGAUGUGUCCUUUGUAGAAAUCCUAAUAUCGGUAUGUAUAUUUAAUAUAGUGCAUAUGAUGAUAUUUCCAAUGUAAUUUGUUUCAGAUGUUCAAAUUCAUGUUGAUUGAUAGGAACGAUGCAAAUACAUAUCAUCUAAAUACCUUUGCUUUAGCAUUUUAAGGAAAUUCUUGCUUUUUCAAAACACCUUGUUUGAUGUUCUCAGCUGGUUUUAGCUGAAACAAAAUGUUUGUGUGUCGUAAAUAAUAUAUUUCCUGUUUUCAUUACUGUCACUGAAAAAAAAAAAUUUGUUUUUGCUAAUUGAUUAAUCAUCAGUAAAUUUUGAAUUUUAAAAAUUGUAUGUCAAAAUCCAAUUUGCAUGAACUGUAUUAAAAAAUGAAUGUAUCACUUUAAAAUUUGUUACCACAAAUGAAAUAGAAUGCUAACCAAAUGAAAAUGAUAUGGGCAGCUAUUUAGUAAUAAAAGUGAUCAUGACUUUAUCCAAACUAUAAAAAAAAGACUGACGAGGUGAAAUUUAGGAUUAAUAUUAUAUACAGCUGUAAUGAUUUACAUUUGUGUUGAAGUACUGUCAAAAUGAUGAUAUAAAACAACCUAUUUUUGAACUCAUGUGGUCUUCAUUAACAGGAAAUGAUAGUUGUUGAUUGCAUGUAACAAACUUUAUGAUUGGUGGGAUGUAACUGAAUUGUUGAUUGGUGUAUAAGUAUCAAAUCUUACUUAUCUUACUUGUUAAAACCUUUAUCAGCUUUGUCAGUAAGUAAUCUCAGAUUUUCUUUAAAAUCAUUCUAUUACUAUUAGUUUUUCAUUUUGGGGUUGGAAAAAGGAAAAUUCCAGUAAAACUUUAAUAUAUUGAAAUAUUUCAACAAGUUUGUACGAAUGCAGUUAGAAGGGGAUUGAUUAUUACUAGUGUAGAAAAUAUGCCAAAAAUAUAUUUAUACACUCAGGAAAAAAUAGAAAAACAGGACCUUAGUUUGGUAACGAGUUGUCCUAAUUCAAGUUUUGACAAUCCUCCAUUGUUUAAAAACGAAAAAAAAAUGCUGAUACCUGUCCCUGUUAAUUUUGCAUUGGUUAGCGUGACCUGUCCGAGUGGAUAGGUUUAUAAAAUCACAAGCAUUGAUAGCCUCCAUGUUUGUUUCUCAUAUUGGAAAACAACAGGUAACAAAUUACAAGUUAUUCUUGUUAGUUCUAUUGAUUGUCAACAAAAACGGUAAAAGCAGUGGAAAUACAUAAAAUAUUCCAAUACUGUAUUUCCUUUGUGUUUUUAAGUCUGUAUCUACUGAAAACUUGCUAUCUACCGAUUUUUCUAUUUCCUAACUUUCUAUUGUUCUUUGUGCUAGUACAUAUACCUGUGAGUAGUGUCCGUUUUAAAGAACCACAUUCUGUGUUUUCUAUGUGUUUGUGCUCGUUGUUGGUUCUCCUGCUUACAGCGUGUAACCUAGUAUUGUGUGAUAAAAUGAUCACUUCUCUCGAGGGGUGACCAAUAAGAGAAAAAUCAGGUUGUAUAUAUAUGUUAUUAAUAGUUAAUAGUUUGAAUUCCUUUUUGAUCUUGAUGUAGAUCAGUCAAUGAAACCAAAGAAAUAUAAUGUAAUUAAGGUGACAUGCUGCUACAUUACCUUGUAUCCUCCAAACACAGAAGAGUUUGUAUUGCAUGAGAGUUCAGAUUUCAUGAAAUUGUUGCUACAUACCACAGAUUAUUUUCGCAUUUUCUCAAUCAGUGAUUUGAUAAAUGGUUAUUUUUCAGUAUUUAAAACAACAUUACACAAAUUAAAAUGUAACAAAAUCACUUUAAUGAACUGAAAAAUAAUACUGUCUUCAUUUCUUGACUAAAAUGAUGAUCAAUGACAACUAAAAGACCAAGAUCAAAACUGACACUUUGGUAUACAGUUUGUUUUACAUGAUGUCAUGUUUGAAGGGAACUCUUCUGUGAUUUGAGGCUUCUUUGGUGCAAGCAAGGUGUCACCUUAAGCCUGUAGAUGAUUUGUGCUUGUACCAAUUAAUGAAGACAAUGACUUUACAAUGAUGGAGGCCUAGCCCCCCACUGUUGUGUUGGUGUGUUGUUUGUGAACUAUGUCAGAAAUACUGUGUUAUUAAAUUUAAUACGAUUGUUGUCAAUCGCUGACAAUCAGUAAAGUGAUUUGGAAAAAAA